CUCCGAUCUCCAAGAGCAUCUGAAAUCUUCACAGACACAGGGAUGCUUUUCUCUGUCCUUAUUGCACUGGGUGUCUGCCUGGUGCCUGCUCACUCCAAACCAGCAGGACAUUAUCUGGGUAGUCCUCUCCUUCGACGCUGUUUUGAGGAGGCAAAGGCACUUGUGGAUGAUGCCUACACAUACUCCAGAGAAGAGAGUCUGAGACGAGUCCGCAAGGAUGUGGUUAGUCCUCACGAUGCUCUUCGUCUGAUGAAGCAGCCUCGUGGUGACACGCGCUCAGCUGUGAGAUCGGCAGACUACAUGGCGCAAACCCUCCGUCUGCUGCACGAGAGGGUGCAUCAUGUGCACAAACGCUCACUCAAUGCAACAGACUUGCUUUCUGAGGAGGACCUGAAAAAGCUUGCAGAAAUAACUGGAUGUUCAGCUCGAAUCAGUCUUCCACAAUGCCGUACCACCCCAAACCUCAACGAGUAUCGCACAAUCACCAGCGUCUGCAACAACCUAAAUAACCCUCGCCUCGGAUCCGCCAACACCCCCUUCACCCGCUGGCUACCCGCCGAAUAUGACGAUGGCAUCUCCCAACCAAAAGGCUUCAGAAACCAAACAUUCAACAACUUCUUGCUCCCGCUGGUGCGACAGGUGUCCAACAACAUCUUAAACACAACAGAUGCAGGAGUGGUCAACGACGGACUGUACACUCACAUGGUGACCUUAUUUGGGCAGUGGAAUGAUCACGAUCUCACCUUCACGCCGUUCUCCCCCAGCAUCCGCUCUUUCAGCAACGGGGUGAACUGUGACGAGAGCUGUGAGCGAACUGAGCCGUGCAUCCCCAUCCCGAUUCCUCCCGGUGACCCCCGCUUGCCAUCCCGCCCGGACAGCUGCAUCCCCGCGUUCAGAUCCGCCCCUGUUUGCGGAACGGGAUACUCGGCCUACAAUUUUGGCGGAGAGCCCAACAAGAGAGAGCAGAUCAAUGCCCUGACCGCCUUCCUGGAUCUCAGCCAGGUGUACGGCUCUGAGGACAAACUCGCCCAGUAUCUUCGCAACCUCGAAAGUAACGACGGCCUGCUGCGCGUGAAUACAGAGUUCAAAGACAACGGGCGCGAGCUGCUGCCCUUCCACCCUCUCCAGGUGAACAUGUGUGCCACCCGCAAAAGAGUCACCAACGACACAAACGCCAGAGAAGUGCCCUGUUUCAUUGCAGGUGAUGUCCGGGUGGAUGAGAACAUCGCUCUGACGUCCCUUCACACACUGUUCAUGCGUGAGCAUAACCGCCUGGCUCGUGAACUGAAGAGACUAAACCCACAGUGGGACAGUGAGACCCUCUACCAAGAGGCUCGCAAGAUCAUGGGUGCUUACACACAGGUGUUUGUGUUCAGGGACUAUCUACCACACAUUGUGGGCCCCGAUACAAUGCGCAGACAGCUUGGCCGUUACCCCGGCUACAAUCCCAAUGUUGACCCAAGUAUCUCCAACGUCUUUGCAACAGCAGCCUACCGCUUCGCCCACCUGGCCAUCCAGCCAAAUUUAGCCCGUUUAGAUCCAAACUACAGGGAGAACCGUCAGUUCCCAAGUGUCUCCUUGUACAGGUCCUUCUUCACCCCCUGGAGAAUUGUCUUUGAGGGUGGCAUUGAUCCUCUGCUCCGUGGUCUGAUUGGCCGUCCCGCUAAACUGAACACGCAGGAUCACAUGAUGGUGGACGCCCUGAGGGAGAGGUUGUUCCAGUUUGUGCAGCACCUGGCUUUGGACCUGGGCGCUCUCAACAUGCAGAGGGGACGUGAUCACGGCUUGCCUGGCUACAACGCGUGGCGUCGGUUCUGUGGCCUGUCUCAGCCCAGAAACCAGGCAGAACUCGCUCAGGUCCUGAACAACAACAACCUGGCCCGCAGGCUGCUGCAGCUCUACGGUACGCCCAGCAACAUCGACGUCUGGAUGGGAGGCGUGGCAGAGCCGUUUGUCCGUGGCGGCCGUGUGGGGCCUCUGUUUGCUUGCCUCAUUGCAUCACAGUUCCAGAGGAUCCGCCAGGGCGACAGGCUGUGGUACGAGAAAACGGGCGUCUUCACGCCAAGUCAGAGAGCCGCUCUGUCUGGCGCCAGCCUGGCCAGGAUCAUCUGUGACAACACCGGUAUCAGGACCGUCCCCACUGACGUCUUCAGCGUCCUCUCAAACAGGAACCGCCUUGUCAACUGCUCCAACAUUCGACGCCUGAACCUGUCGGGAUGGAGGCAGAGACCCUGCACAAACGCUUUAGCCGGACCCCCUGGACCAAGGGGACCUCGAGGACAACGAGGUCCAGUAGGACCUCCUGGUCCCAGAGGCCCACCUGGACCACAAGCACUCAAUAUCAACGCCUCACAGCCGCAAUCUGCCUUCUCCAUCCGCCUGGGCAAGUACAACCCAUCCUCAGAGAGAACCAUUCACUUCCGUCAGGUGAUCUACAACGAUCAGAACCAUUACAGCACUAAGACGGGCAUGUUUACGUGCGUCAUCCCCGGCGUCUAUCAGUUCAGCUUCCACUGCAUGUCCUUCACCGAUGCAGGAAGUGUAAACCUUUGGCGUAACAAAGAGAUGGUGCUGCGCAGUUUCAAGGUUUAUGUGGGAGGUCUCCACUUGUCAUCAGGGGACAUAGUGCUCCGGCUGCAGACAGGGGACAAAGUGUGGCUGGAGGUCACCGACGGGACCAACGGCCUGAGCACCAAAAGCUACUUCUCGGGACACCUGCUCUUCGCUGUGUGACACAAACACUUCUCUUCCAGCCUGAACCGCCUCUCUUUAUAUACCGGUGGUCUUUCUUCUGUAGGAUCUCUCUGCACUGAACUUUGCUUUUCAUUAAUCAGGAUAUAUGAAUUAUCUAGAUGUAUGAAUUAUCUAUCAUUGACAAACAAGUUUUUUGAGCCAAUGGUGCAGGCUGGGGCACACCAUACAACAUUUUUGGUAGUUUUAACAAGUAGCCUAAUGAAAAUCAAAUAUAAUAGCACAACAUUAUUAUACUCUGUUACAGCAUGCAGUCUGUUGGAAACAUCAUCAGUGGCCAGUUUUGAUGGUGGGAUUUAAUAGUAUUAUUAUGAAUGUUUUAUGCACUGAUAAAAUUGAAGCCAGCCUUGAAAAUGCUAUGUGUUGUGCUUGUGUCUUUGAAGCUUGUUUUACUGUAACUUUCAUAUCUGUUGUGUUUUGCAUUUAAUAAAUAAAGAAACUGAGCUGCA
Chelmon rostratus (copperband butterflyfish) is the source of this 3200-nucleotide messenger RNA. It is a transcript of the gene mpx, whose product is annotated as myeloid-specific peroxidase. Bases 43 to 2733 code for a protein of 896 amino acids. Lineage: Eukaryota; Metazoa; Chordata; Actinopteri; Chaetodontiformes; Chaetodontidae. Gene Ontology annotation, biological process: response to oxidative stress. Gene Ontology annotation, molecular function: protein binding; peroxidase activity; heme binding. The transcript is spliced from 15 exons. The record is from RefSeq and is a predicted model, not a curated record.